Molecule: messenger RNA, 2853 nt
Organism: Gregarina niphandrodes
Lineage: Eukaryota; Apicomplexa; Conoidasida; Eugregarinorida; Gregarinidae
Exons: 1
Coding region: 1-2853 (950 amino acids)
Source: RefSeq, a predicted model, not a curated record
AUGCAUGUACUCGCUGUGGCUGAAGGGUCCACGUUUGUCUCGCUUCCGAACGCUGGUCUGAAUUGCGGGGCCGACAAAGGCGAGACCGGAAAGGGUCCGCAGAGUGGUGAAAACAGUUCGUCACCCACCAGCACAAGUUAUGUGCCUAGAAUGGGUCGUAUGACGGCGUAUGCGAGGCCUAUGUUUGCUAACUCCGUUGAAGGAUACUUACGGCUCCGUGACUCACUAUCAGAGCAGGAAUGGAAGGCGAUGGAGAGUAUUAACGAUAGUAACUUGGAGACUUGCCGACUGGACUACUUGGAACUGGCGGGAAUAAUCGGUCUGUUUGUGGAUUUUCCAUUUGGGGCGGUGAAGGGUGACAUAUUCCGGAGGUUAAAAAUGAACACGGCCGAACGCGACAUAUGGACUUCAGGAUGCCUUUUGGAGUGUGCGAAGGUCCCUACCAGGAAAUUAUUGGAAAUGUGUGUUAACAAGCUUAACUACAAUCCCGGCGUCCAGAUUUGGGUACUGGAGAGCUUUAGGGCGAAACGGCUGCGAUAUUCGUCCUACCUAUCGAGGUCCUGCGAUGACAAGAGUCUUGCUCGGGGCUUACUGGAACCAGUUAUCAGACAGCUUCGGCAUUGCCGACUAAGCGUUAGUGACUUUUUGGAUAGGCAGGUUGAAAAGGUCUCUCAGAACGAGUCGUUCGUAAGUCGGAUCUUCAGCCAGCCGGAUAUGAUAGCGAAAAUAACGGAGGACUUCGUGAGGCGCAAGGAGAAACCGGCCCCAGCCAAAAUAGCCGAGGAGUCCGUGACCCCCACGGAGGAGGAGGCCGCGGUGGGCCCAUUGAUAUACGUGGCCACGUCUGGAGGACCCACGAAGCUUGCUGAAGCUCGGGAUACCUUCCGAGACGAUUUCGACGCCUACGAGAAAUUGCAAACUGUUUUACCAACGGCGACUCGUCAGAGACUGAAAAAAGUGUCGGAGAUAGAUUUCAGGAAGUGUGGACUGGAUUAUUUGGAAUUGGGUCAAAUCAUUUCGCUGUAUGUAGACAACCCGUUUGGAGGGGUGUGGCCCCGCGAAGGUGCCGGCCACGAUCCGGCGGACGUGCUUGGAGUUAAUCCAGAGUCGCGGAAAGCAGACGUAUGGACAACGGGUUGUCUUCUUCAGUACGCCGCGGUACCAAUUUCCGACCUCGUUGACUUUUGUUCUGACACACUCGGGUUCGCGACGCGUCUCCACGGGAAGCCAUCGCUAGAGUGCCUCAAGCCGGCAACGUUAACCUACAUCAACGACGCCGAAAGACCGGCUCAUGGGCGUAAGGAGCGACUCGCCCAAUUCAUGGAUCAACUGAAAGACGUGACACUCACCUCGUCAGAGUUUGCCGCUAUGCAAUGCAAGAACUUCCUGAACAAUCAACAGGUUACAGUAGGUCUGAUCGCCGCGAACCGGGCUAAGAAUAUCGCGCCGGAGGGCGGGGACUGGCUUGGCGGGAAAUUGCCAAGUGAAGUUGAAGUUGAAGUUGAGACGGGGACGGGGAAGGACAGGCUUGUGUGGGAGAUGCAGCAGCCUGGUGAUACGCACCGGCCUAGUGAGAACGUCUUGCGUUUCAGAACCAGUAAACGUAGUCCGGAGAUGCCUGUAUACAUUCUGACAGAUUGCGUCAGAAAUAGCUUUGCGCUGAAAAAGCCAGCUGUAAUAAAAGACGACGCGGAGGCUGCUAAGAUUGUAGAUGAACUGUUGCCAGCUUCUGUGCGCAUGAACAUGGCCUUCAAUAUGAAGGUGGAAGACCUUCUGGAAUGUCGUUUGGAUUACGUAGAAGCAGCUCGGAUUAUUUGUAAGUACAUUAAGAAGCCUUUUGGUUCUAUUACGCAUACGGCUCAGCAGAAGUUUUUAGAAUAUUUGGACAAGAAGAAAAAAGUGGUCAACCUCCAAGGAUGGAUGUCUGGCUGCAUUCUUCGCUAUGCCAAGGUACCAAUUGACAGGCUAAAAAGGGUCUGUAUCGAAACGCUUCGCUUCAUACCGAACCCCGACCCGUGGUUUCUCGAGUGCCUCAGAAUUCAUCCCAUGACCAUCAGUCACUACAAUCGUGUUCGGAACUCGAUAACGGAUCCAGACGAGUACCUUGCUACCUACGAAAAUGCAGUGAUCACCGCAGACACAUACUUCGAACUCCAAACACACCCAAGACAAAUCAUUCGCAGACGCCUUCAACAACUCGUCCUCCAACCCCACCCACAAAAGCCUCCGACAAUCCUACAGUCUGCCCGCGACCCGUCGUCCCACGACCCAUCGUCCCACGACCCAUCGCCAGGUGCUGAACUGGAACCACGACGAGGCAUUAAGAGACUCUUCCCGCAUCGGGGACGUGCCUUUCCAGCCGAGGAACCCUCGCAGAAGCGGUCGGUCCCGGUCACGCGGCUCAUCCCAGGAACUAACUUGGCCCCGGCCACGCAGUCAGCGCAAAAUGCAACGGUAACUCGUCGAAUGACUGAUGAACUCGCUGCUGAAGUCGCUGAUGGCGUGUCUGAUGCCGUGACGCAUGGAAUGGCCGAUGGACUGGCCGAUCACGAAACAUCGAGGCAGAUACGUCCGGAGGUGACUGAUCAGCUGCUGGCCGAGCAACUGGCGGAUCAACUGAAUAGCGCCACGAGCCUACUGGAAGACGCGGAUCGGUCACUCGCGGUGUUUGUGACCGACCGCUCGGCGAACGAGUUCUUGGGCUCGACUACCGUCUGCCCGAAACCCGAGGCCGUCACGCGUAACAGCGUCCCGUCGAUGGAUUCGGUACUCGGCGUCUUUGCGGAAGAGAUGCAGCACAUCUUGCCCCCAAUGUCCCCGUGCAGUCUGGGGGAGCUUGCCGAACUACUUUGA